Rhopilema esculentum is the source of this 11741-nucleotide messenger RNA. NCBI's taxonomy places the organism in Eukaryota, Metazoa, Cnidaria, Scyphozoa, Rhizostomeae, Rhizostomatidae. The record is from RefSeq and is a predicted model, not a curated record.
GGAAAGCAAUGAAAAGGAAGUCCCAGAUGAUUCGAAAAAAGACGAUGAUGAAAAAAAAUCAAAUGGAUUGACAGAUAGCAGAACGGUAUUUGUGGAAGGACCACUUUCGACGGAAGAUGAAGAAACGAAGAUGUUUGAAAAUGGGCAGGGCUAUGAUAAAGAAGGCAAUGAAAAGAAAGUCCCAGAUUAUGCGAAAAAAGACGAUGAUGAAGAAAAAUCAAAUGGUUUGACAGAUAGCAGAACGGUAUUUGUGGAAGGACCACUUUCGACGGAAGAUGAAGAAACGAAGAUGUUUGAAAAUGGGCAGGGCUAUGAUAAAGAAGGCUAUGAAAAGGAAGUCCCAGAUGAUGCGAAAAAAGACGAUAUUAAUGAGUCAGAAUAUAGUUGUGUAUCUCCUAGUGAAUCGUCAUUAAUCGACAUCGAAACACCACGAAGUUCCAUCCCAGAGCAAGUCGUUGAGGCCAGUACACACAGGAAGAGGUCAGACCAAAGCAUUGAGUCAGGCCUCGAUUCACUGCUGCUGUUAGAUGAUGUCAUUGAGCACCAGAAUGCUUUGUCAGCCUCGCUCAGUUCGCUUGAAACUGGAUUUGAAGAAGAAGAAGAGAUUUACGGAUUGAUAAGAGAGGCGUCUGCUGAGUUGAUUCAAGUUGAUCAGUUGCUCGUAUCUGCAAGGAGUGAUGAUUAUGAAUCAAUUGAAUCACUGCAGAAAGCGCUAAUCACGCUUCACGAUGCAGAACGAGGCCUUCUAAGGAUCCAGAAAAUUCUGACAUCCAUUGACAGGCACUCGCAUUCCGCAAACGUCGCUUGUGGCAGCCGUCCCUUGAGCAACAUACAACAACAUCUCAGUUCAUCGUUGGUGGAAAUCGCCAAUCGCAAAGCAACGGUUUCUAAGGCAGUUCUGGACGUCAUUCGUGUGCAAGAUCAAAUCCGUGAAACUGAGAAGGAAUUGAGUAACGUUGAGAGAAGAUUACUAAUAGACAGAAGUACCGACGAAAUAAAUAUGAUGAUAGCUGGCAUCAAAAGCUCCACUAAUAAACUUCACCAAUUAGCUAAUGGAAAAGUAAUCACGUGGGCACAGAGAUCAAGUAUAGAUGUCCUGAUUUUGCAGCAUGGUGCGCUUGAAAAUAGACUUAAAGAGAGGUUAAAACAAGAUUGCCGUGCAUUGCCGUCUUCGAAAACUACAGGCGUCUUUUUCUCGUCUGAGGAGAGAGACGAAGAUGUUGUUCCAAUGACUGGAAUACGUCAGUCAGAGAAUACACUUCUGCCCAAGAUGAAUAAUGUUUAUAGUGAAUUGUUGAGUUUGAAAGAUGAAUCAGAAAAGCUGAAAGACAGUUUUGAGUCUCUUUGGAUUGAUGGUGAAGACUCGACCCCGGAUGAAGCAAUAGAGGCAAUGCUUUCAUUCAAGAAAAAUAUCCUGAAGCAAAAGACUCAGUUGGAAUCUAUGAAAGGUAGUUUCGAUAUCGACUGCAGACGAACUCCAGAAAUCGAAAAACAGCAGCAGCUUUUGAGGACGGUCGAUGAAGAAGUUACCACACUUUUAGAUGAAAUAGAAAAUCGAAUAUGUGCUGGAAGGAGGUUCGCAGUGUUGGUACGAGGCUGCAGCUCUUUAGUUGAAACUUGCAAUAGUUUGAUGAAAGAUGCGAUCGGAAACCCGGUUUUGAAAAAGUUAAUCGAGCAGAACAUUGACACAUUACAGCAAAUGAUUGAAGAGAUUGAUAUUUUAUUGGAAUCCUCCCCUGAAAUUGCCAAAAAGUUUGGUUCUUUUGCGCAGAGUUUGAACGAGAAGUGGAACAAAUUACAAAUAAGCCUUCUUGAAAACAGUAUCCUAGAUUCCACCGGGCAAAAUGAAUCAACAAGUUUGAACGAAACUAUAAUGCCGUGGGAUGAUGCUAUCACUUCGGAUGGACUAAAAUAUUCGGAAUCGGAUGUGAAAUCGCAAAACAUAUUUUUGAAUGAUGGCGAAGCAUCUGGAGUGCCGAGAAUCCAGCGUGAAGUUACUGACAAGGUUGGACAAGAGGUCAAUCCAGUGGAUGACUAUGAAAUGGAAGGAGUCAAGUUUAAAGGAGAUGAUGAAUUCAACAACAAACUAGUGGAAGAACCUUUAACCGAGUCUAAGAUGCACGAAUCUGAGAUAUCACUGAAUUUCGAAGCUUUAAAGGAUGCUGAGUUUGAUCCUAAACACAUAGCCCAUAGAAUCGAAGGUAGUCUUGACAAAGACAGCGGGUCUGACAAUGAAACUACAACAAUAGAUGUCGUCGAUCAAUUUUUUGCCACUUGUAUUGAUGACAAAAAUUAUGUAGACGAGUUCAACAAAAAGAUCGAGGCUCUUGAUGUAUUGCUAGAGCAAGAGAGAACUUUUUUAAAGAAUCUUGAAAGCAAAAAGAUACAAGGCAGUUUGAAUUUAGCAUUCGCUUCAAAAAGCGGUCGAGAAAAAAUAAAGGGAAAGCAAAGGUCGGGAGAAGAAGCAGAAGAUCUAUGUUCUUCAAUAGGGUCAAUGAUAUCUGAUUCAAGUGGAGUUUAUUCGUUUGAUCACGAUGACAGUCUUCAGACUGCCACCGAUACAAUGCCCUUUUCCGUCAAGACCAUUUUUACAAUGGACAGGCCCAUCAUCUCGGAGUCUGUGGCCUUGCCCAACAGAAACACCUUCAAAAAUGCGAGGCAGGUUGAAAGUUUCAGUCGCCAGCUCGCGAUUUCCGACGAUCUCCCACAAAUCGGAUUGUCUGAAUGCCAAAAUGGGCAAACAGCGAAAUCAGGUGACCUGUCUCAGUCGAACAUAAGGAAUUUGCCAUCAAAAGAAAGUGGAGAUUCAACGAGUCAGAUGAAUCUCACAUCAGAAAUUGGCAAAGGACUGAGCAGAAACCAAAUGAAAUCCAGCGCAGAAGACGACAAGCAAUCAAUAGAGAAUGAUUCCCAGCAAAGUGACCGAACCAUGUACAACAGUGACACCCCCGUCAUGACAGGCAAUGAGGAUGACGAUAACAACUCGUUUCUUGAAGUCGAAAUUCCAACAGCAACAACAGAAUGUAUCGUGCUAGAGGCCAUUAUUCCAGAGCCAGUUCGUUUUGAAGAAGUGUCUGUGAUGGAGACAGUUGCACAGAUAUCAGCUGUUGAUAAAGUAGAACACGUAAAAGAGUCCAAUUUGCCAUUAACAAGUAACAUCGAGGCUGAAAUGCAAAAUCCAACAUCUCUAGUGAGGAGACCCGUCCGCCAAAAAAAGCGGAAAAAUGCACAUCUGCCUGCUGAUGACACGCUUUCACCAGAUUCAGGAGAGCUUGACUUUGCAGAGCUCUUUCGUAAGCUUGAAUCUGCCUCGAAAAGCAGUGGUGACACGGAAUACAGUGUUGCAGACCAGGUUGAAGCCGAGUUAGAACACAACGAGAAUCUGGCAGUUUUUGCCGGUCCAUGCAUCAAUGUCAUCCCUCCAACCCCGCGAAGAAGCUCUGUUUGCUCACAUGUCUCAGACAAACUCUCAAUAAAACAGGAUUCAUUUGAUUUGCCGGAUAUCAACAUUAUCCCAGCCACUCCUCGUCGCAUGUCGUUUACGUCUAAGGACAUGGCUGUAACCACCCCAGUUUCUGUAGCCCUGUCCUGUCAAGAAUCUGGAAACUCGUCAAAAACGACUAAUGACGAGCUUAUCUUCAAGCCGAUGCCCUUCGGCCGCUCUUUGUCAAUGACUGAGGUGACUCCAGAUAUAAAUGUAAUACCACCGACACCAAGGAGGCAGUCUCUUGACCUUUCUCUUCCAAUGAUAGAAGUAAUCCCGCCAACACCCCGUCGCCAGUCGAUGGAAUCCGAACAUGAUGUGGCUUUAACCCCGAGUGUCAUACCUGUAGAGGACCAGAGUUCUAACUUGCAGGACGAACCAUCAUCCCCUUCACUUUUGUCUUCAAAACCUUGCCCGAUGAUCCCACGUGUUUGGAACUGGCUUGAGAAAUCAGUUUUCGACGAAUCCUGUGACUCUUUGGAUGAAGCCUUAGAUGUAACGAUGGAUGCAGACUGGCAAAAGCAGCAUGAAAUUUUGCGCGUGACACAAAGAGCCGAAAUUGAACACGAACCAAUAAAAGCAGUCUCUGUGGCUCCUGUUGAGCAGGUAGACCCUUUAGCUAUUCCUCUGAAGGCAUUGAGCGUUGCAAAGAAUGAUUCUUCCGAAGACUUUGUUGAAGGCUCACAAGAUAAAUUUGCAAUGGUUCCAACUAAGCGUUUGUCGGAAUCUCCUUUCAACAUGGGAUAUGAUAACUUCAAGGAUUCUUCAACAAAUGUUGGAGCUGGGGGAUUCGAAGAUGCAAGCGAUCUACAAAAAGUAGGAAAAGAAAACGAGGAGGUAAAGCAAGGCGAAGAUGUCAGCCCCGAUUCAGUGUCUUUGAGUUCGAUAGAGGUGGCUGGUGAAGGCGACUUUGAAGUGCGUGUGAUCAGACUGGAGAAUGAUGUGAUGAAAGACGAGGGCUUGAGAGAAAUAAAUAUGCAAGAAGCUCUCAAAGAUGAACAGGAAAAUGGUGUAAACUUCGCUGGAUCUGGUACCGAUCUAGAAAACGAUUCUGUCCUUCUUAGAAUUGGUAGCCAGUUGAAAGACAUUGGAGCCGAACGGCUUGCAUUGAAUCAAAGGAGAGACAGCGGAAAUAUUGACGAAGGGACAACGGCAGUAAUCUGCCUAGAUGAUUUAAUUGAUAACGAGACUAAUGAAGCGGUGGCUGCUGGGAUGGAUGGCUUUUACGAACGAAUAAGCAACUGCUUGGAGUCGAUGUGCAACAUCAACAAACUUGUUAUGAACGAAAGCAAGUGCGAAAACGAAAAAGAAGAGGAUCUUGCUAAUCACAUGAGGGAGCUAUUUGGCGUCCUUGGCGGCCAGCAAUCUGAAGUAGAUUCGCUGAAUCUUCUUGGCAACCAGAUAAUGCAUUCAAAUGAUCAUAGCAUACGUGAAGUUGUACGGAAGCAUUUAGAUGGUCUUAAUGAGAACUGGAAGAGGGUUAAAGGCAGAGCUCUCUCAGAACCACCCGUCUUUUCAGCUAUGCCUAGACGGGAAUAUGAAGAUGUAACGGAAGAUGGUUCAAGAGACCAGAUUUUCAAGUCAAGCUUUGCAACCGGGGAAUUGGAGUCCGAGUUUAUGCCGGACAGUCACCUGCGGUAUCAAGUUUCCUUCUCGGAUAUUUUUGAUUGGAUGGUGAGAUGUGAAGAGGCCCUGAGGCGUUCAGUUGAGAAACAUUUGGAUCUUGAGAAAUUUGAGCGUCAGGCAGAGAGAUAUCUGAGCAUCGCGUUUGAAGUAUGUGCCAAUGUGCCUAACAUGCAUGAAUUGCGACUGCAACUCAAGGGACUGAUCAGCGGUGACUGCAGCGAGAGUUUGAGAGAUCAGCAAAAUCAUUUGGAAGCACUAUGGAACCAUUUGUUAAGGCGACUAGAACAAAAGCAAUCAGCGUUAAGAAAGGCUUUUUACAAUCUGUUGCAUGGAAGUAGCCCUUUAACUGAAAUUAAACGAGGUUCUUCCAGGCAGAAGUGUUUGGAGCGAUGGUUGACUAGGCUACAGGGUGCAGUUGAAAGAUUUAAGCUGCUUCCAAAUGUACUGAAUUGCACACGUGAUGUUGACUUUGCUGCCUUGAAGCUGGUCGUAGCAUCAAUAAGAGACCAGGUGAAAUUCCUGGAAGAGCUUUUACACAAGUUGAAGAACGAACAGUCUUAUGCUCAUGCGUUUGCUUCGUUACUUGGUGUCCUCAGCAGACUCACUCCUGCAAUCGAUGACGUCACAUCAGAACUGACUAGGCAGAAUCCCGAUUUUCUAAUUCUAGACGAAGCUGAAGAGCCUGAAGUUCCCGAUGAAAUGAGUGUCUCUUCGACUUGUGCUACACCAGUUGUUCUGAGUGUCCCAUUCACCAGCAGUCGGCUCUUGCUACCCUUUGAUCGAAGUUAUGCUAGAGAUUUUUUUGAAAAAGAACUGGAAAUGUUUGCUGCCUUUCUUUCCCAGCAUGAAAACAUUGUGCAAAGUAGAAUCCAAAUAUCGAUGAUUCCAGACGAGUUAGGCGAGGCUAAGGUUCAACUUGAAGAGUUUCAAAAACUGGCCUAUGCGCUUAAAAGCAAACAGAUGCCCAUACAGUUUAUGUACGAACAACUGACGUCAUUAAUGGGUGUCUCGUUUUCAGACGAGACCGAGGCGAAAUACAAGUUUUUAAUGGAAUCUGCGGAGAGACUUUACGAUGCAAUGCAAGAGAAGUUGAAAUCUAUGACGAACAUUGUUUUGCUCUGGCAGUCAUUUUUGACCCGGAGUGCUCAUAUCGUGGAAUGGGCUGACAAAUUGAGCAGCGUACCAUUGAAAAGACUCAGUGAAAGCGAGGAAUACGAUCAAGAAAGUGUUGUUAUAAAAUUGAUAAGAUUUGGUGAGCUGGAGAAGAGAGCCUACGAGAAGCAGAGGGCCAGGGAUCGAAUUGAGAAAGAGGCAGUUGCUUUGAUGGAGGCUACAGGGAAUGCAACGAUAGCCGACCGUCUUGAGUUCGUUAACCGCACGUGGCUUGCACUCCGGGACACAAUUCGCAGUGAACGCCUUCGCUUGGAAAAUUUGUGUAGAAUGUGGCGUGAGUUCGAAAACCUCUACCAAAAUCUCAGUCAAAGCAUUUGCUCCUGCAGAAUUUUAGCACAAGAAGACAACCGGACCUUCAAGUCGUUGGAUAUGCUCGGCCAAGAGCUUGCAGUCUCUGUGGGCCGUAUGGAUGAACUGAAGGAGAAAGAGAGACUUAAAAGACAACUUUUUACUUUGGGCAAGAACAUUCAAAGCCAGGUGAAAUCUUCCAAUACGUGUAUUAACAACAAUAUCAUGGAGCUUGAAGGUCAGUGGGAACUUCUAGAAGCUGAAUUGAAAUCAAGAAUAGAUCUUUUGAAAAAGCUGUCACACGAGAUGGAAUCAAGUGCAUUGGAGCGAACAUGUGCAUAUUUGGAAGACAAAUUAGAGGACUGUGAAACUGAGUUUGAAAACCGGUGUGCCAAAGAGACAUUGAAAGACAGCAAAGAAGUGAAAAAAGAAGAAGAAUUUUGCCAGAAACUGCAAAUGUCUUUGGACAAGCUGAAUGCAAAACACCUAGAGUUGCCAGAGGUUCUUGGAUUCUCACAUCGAAAUGCAAGAAGGAUUGACGUAAUCAAGACCAGGUUGGAUAAGCUUGAUCACGAGCUGAAGAAUCAUCAAAAUGAUACGAAGGGACUUUUUAUUGAAACGGCAAAAUACGAAGAGCUUUCUAGAAAUAUUAAAGAUGUUUUGAAACGCGCUGAGAAGUUUUUAGAAAAUGUCUCGAGUUCUGAUUCUGCUGAUGGUUUGAAUCGCACACAUGCGUCGAUGCAGCUUGUGAGCACCUCUAUGGUGGACGCCCAGCCCAUGAUUCGUAUGAUAGAAGACGUGUCUUGUUCAUUAUGCACAAACUCCUUGAUUUCAAGUCAUGAUCUUUCGCAAGAAACAAAAUACCUCGUGGACAGGUACGGAAAGAUUUUCAGACAAACUGAAAACGAUGAAGAAGCCUGGUUCAAGGUGCAAGAUUUAGUUCGCGUCCAUGAAUUAGAGAAAGAUAGCAUAUCGACAUCGCUAGAGACAGUGGAAACCUUUUUACAACAAGCAGAGCUAACGGAAUGGAACUCGGCCAAUGUGAACGCACGCCUCAACGAAAUCCAGAUUUUGCAGAAUGAUUUGUUGGAUGUAAAGCAGAAAUUGCAGCGACAACAACGACUUUUUGACAGUUGCGAUGAUUCAACGUACUUGAAAUGUGUGUUUUUGAAGAACCUGAAGGAAAAUUUGAAGCAAUGUGAAAAUCGAGCGAACAGUUUGAGAAGCUCCCUGACGGCAAAAGGUGCAGAUUUAUCGGAGUGCUUCUGUCAGCUGAUUCAUCACGAGCAGGUACAACGCGAUUUGGAGGCGUGGGUGAAAGCGAAAGAAUCCGAUUAUGCUCUGAUCAUGAAUGCGCCUCCUCUUUCCUCAAUUGAUGCUCAGCAGAGGCAGCUUGAAAAACUAAACAAAUUAUCGGAGGAUGUAGAGAUCUAUCGAAAAAGCAUGAAGACAAUCAACGACUUGUCAGCAAGACUACGAAGGAGGCUUCCCAGUCAAGGAAAUCGCUUGAGAAGCAAUAUGAAUCUGGAUAGGAGGCUAGAAACCCUGAUGUCUACGAUCAACACUGUUAGGGAAAGAUUGCAAAAAGAUCUGGAACACUGGAAUGACAUCGGCAGAGUACUCGCUCACUCUUCAAAUUGGUUUGACCGAAUUAGGCGUAACGAACACGACUGGAAAAUUUAUCCGCUUAGUGAACAAAUUAGGAAAACAGAGGAUGUAAUAAAAGAGGCUGAAGAACAACUCUGCCUGUUAGAAGGAAUUCUGUAUAGCAGACAAUGUCCUGUGCGGGAAACAAACGAAGCACCUUCAACAGACACGCUAAUGAAGGUGCAGAGGGUUACGUUUGACGUGGAGAAUAGGCUGACAGAGCUAGUGGCACAUGCAAGGAUGUUGAAGGAGCUGCAGAGUGAUUUAAAAACCUUUCACAGUGACACUUCCGCUCUUUUGGAAGCCAUGGCCGACUUUAUGGAUCUGCUUUCUUCAGUAGAAGAUAGUGGUUGCGAAAAUAUUGACGUGGCAGAUCUGGAGGCAAGAAUGGGAAGAUUAGGAGAAUGGCUGCAAAGUCAAAGAAAAGCUGCUGAGAAAUUGGAUAUGAAUCUGUUCUUGAAUAAUAAUUGCAAUAUAGAGCUGGAACUUGCAUUGACCCGAAUGAACCAACGUUGGCAAAAACUUUCUGCUGUUUUGAAUAAAAUCAGGCGAAGCGCCGACAACCUUUCGUCAAAAUAUGAGCAGUUUAAAAGACUGGCGAACGAAUUGCUGGAUGUGAGUGAAGACUUGAAGAGAAGGUUGACACAGUCUGUCCCAAGCAUUUUUAGUUCUAGUAUUGAGGGAAUAAAGGAGCAGUUCGAUCACUUGAUCACGUGCCGAAGAAAAAUCGAAAGAUACAGGCCUGCAUAUUUGACGGUGACUAGAGUUGGAAGAGGUCUUUUGACAAGGACACGUGGAGGAAUCAAGGAAGGUGUCACAGAGCUGACGAAAUGUCUUGAUGAUACAUGGGAAACUUUACAGGACGAAAGUGUACGAGGAGUGGACAUUUUGAAGAUCACACUCGAGGCGUGGGAACAAUACACCGAGAGAAUGGAAACAUUGAUGUCUUGGUUGCGUGAUGUCGAAAAAGUUGUAAGAAUUUCUGUUGGUGAAUUUACGAAGCAGGACUUGGAAAAGUACCUUGAAAAGUGCAAGAUUACUGGCGUCAAUAUUGAAUCAAUGCGGUCAGAGCUCGCUGUUGUCAAAGAGUGUGGCAAGGCUUUGCUUCAUCUGAAAUCGGUGACGUCAAACGAUAAGGUCGUCAUUAAAAGGCAAUUGAAAAUCCUCUCGAAGCUGUGGGAUGACGUAUGUCACCAAACGAAACUAAGGUUGCGUCAUAUGAUUGAACUGCUAGAAAAUAUUGAAAAAGCGGAGGAAGUUUGGAAGUUGCUCGACCAGUGGCUAUCAACCAAUGAGGCUUUGCUUAUGAAACAGAAUGUUGCUGGAAAUGCACAAGGUCAAAAGGAUUUGAUUCAAAAGAUUUUCAUGAAAGAUUUAGAAAAAUACGAGCUUGCGAAGAAAAGACUCGGAAGUUUUGUUGUCACAAUCGUUAGUUCUGCGCCCAACGCACCAUAUUCAGAGCACGUAAAAACCCGUCUGCAUGACAUCAGUCGCCGCUGGCAGUCCUUAUGCAGAGACCUGGGCAAGAGUUAUAAGAAAGUAGAGGAAACUGUCUUUGGUUUGCAACUAUUCGAGGCAAUGCUUACUAGGCUAAAUUCUUGGCUCGAAGGAAUCGAGAAACGAGUUCACGAAUUUUUAUUGCACCCAGAUGAAGCAGGAAAUGAAAGACAGCGUAUUCUGGAUUUAAAGGUUUUGUCUGCGGAAGUUAGGUCUAGACAGGCAGACGUCUUCUCAGUUUUAAGGUUAUGUCAGCAUCUGCAACAUACUUCAAAUGCCUGUCCAGUUGAGAAAGACUUUUACGAACUGUUGCAAGUGAAAAGCAGUUUUGAGCAACGAUGGAAUAAUUUGCAAAGAAGUCUCGAGUCAUUGCAACAUCAAACCGAGGUUGGGUUUCGCCUCUCAGCCGAUUGGCACAGUGAUUUCGGCCUGCUGAGCGCAGCACUUUCAAAUAUAAGGCAAAAGUUGAAGAAAGCUGAGCCGUCUCAAAACGGUCGUCGUGGCGAUCCCGUAGAUUCAACUAUGGUAUGCCAACCUCCCUUACGGGCUCGUAGUGCAGAAUCUAUUUCACCAAGCUGGAGAAGCAGAGAAGAAAGUCUUGAUAAUGCUGCUGCUCCUGUGUGGAAAUUGCAUGAGGCGGUCCUCACUCACAAUUCACUCGAUGAAAAGCAGAGGAAUAUUGAACAAUGGCUUACUGAUCUUGAAGUGAAGUUGAUUAAACUGCAGCCGUUUGUUUCGGAUUUAGAGGAAGGACAGCAGAUCAACGAGCUUCAGGGUGUAUUAGAUGAACUCAGAGGGAAUCAGAGUCGUGUCGAAAAAAUCAUUGAAGAAAGUGAAAAGAUCAUGCUACGAUUAAGCACUGUCCACUCAACCUGGACAAAGGAAUUCUCUCUCAGAUAUCGACAGGCGAUUGAUAGCUGCACUUCUUGGAUUCUUGAUUUGUCAGUGCCAGUGAUGGAGCCCAGUCCUCCAGAUAUGCCCAGUCCAUUACAAAGCCAAUGAAUGGUGAUUCAGAUUAAGAGAUGAGCUGAACCUGUCUCCUCCGUUUUUUGUAAUUUUCUUGCCGUAAUUUCGCUGGUAACGAAAUUCGUUGGAAUGCUUCCACUAGUCAUUUCUCAUCGCUGUUAGUUUUUUGUCUUUUCCAAAGGUUGUAUUUCAUUGAUUUCUUGUAACGGAUUGUCGCUUCCCAUUUUCGCUGUUUUUGCAUUUUUGUCACGUAACUUUUAAGAAUUAGCUCUUUAUUAAAAUUUAAAGAAACUGUAAAUAAUAUCAAAUGUGUAAACAUUUUUUAAUUUGUUUAAAGUCAGGUCGCUUGUACAUAUAGUUUGUUGUUUCUUGUAAUAUCGAAGCCUUGCUGAAGUCAACGGUCAAUGAUUUUGGAAUAUUUAACAUGGUAAGAGCCUUUAAAAUGAUUUUCAAAGAAAGUGAUUUUUAUUUAAAAUCGUGAACUCAUGUUUUAAGAAUAACUUCUCAGUACUGGCCUCUAUAGCCCCAUAGUUAACCAUCACUAAAUCAGAAAGAGAUCAACGCCAUAAGGAGAUUCGCACUUAAUAAUGUACCAGGCACCCAAAUGAGGCAGCCAUUGGCUGUUGCUUUUCAGAUGCGAAAUGUAAGCGAUUUACUCACGGUAUCAAAUUCGACCGUUUAGAAUUCAAAACAUUUUUAAGUAUUUAAUAAAGCAAUCCCUCUUCUUUCAUUAAGCUGUGAGCUUUUUUGAGUCUACGGUGAACACUCUUCUUGAAAAUUGAUUAGUUUUUCUAUACAUGCCUUUCAUCAUACAAAAUCUAAGGGUGUGGCCAUCAGCUUAACAGGAAUAUGUCAUUAAUAGGUGCUCUAUAACAGUGAUCACCAUUUUCUUCUUUUUGGGAAUUCGGGUCUGGGGUUCUUUAACAUAAUUAAAUACUCUUUUAGAAAUGUUAUUAAUGCGUUCAUUUUGAUAUUUGAUGUAAAACAUAGAUCAGGGAUUAUAAAAUUGUAUUAGAAAUUGAAUUAAAUGCUAUAUAUGUAGGUCGAUGUUAUUAGAAAA